This is a messenger RNA of Condylura cristata (star-nosed mole), 533 nucleotides long. It is a transcript of the gene LEP, whose product is annotated as leptin. The transcript has 2 exons. The coding region runs from base 23 to 526 and encodes 167 amino acids. Lineage: Eukaryota; Metazoa; Chordata; Mammalia; Eulipotyphla; Talpidae. Gene Ontology annotation, cellular component: extracellular region. The record is from RefSeq and is a predicted model, not a curated record. Gene Ontology annotation, molecular function: peptide hormone receptor binding; hormone activity. Gene Ontology annotation, biological process: response to insulin; negative regulation of appetite by leptin-mediated signaling pathway; positive regulation of p38MAPK cascade.
GAGACACAUCCUGGGUGGAAAAAUGCGCUGUGCAUCUCUGUGCCAGUUCCUGUGGCUUUGGUCCUAUCUGGCCCACAUCGAAGCUGUGCCCAUCCGAAAAGUCCAGGAUGACACCAAAACCCUCAUCAAGACGAUUGUCACCAGGAUCAGUGACAUUUCACACACGCACUCCGUGUCCUCCAAGCAAAGAGUCACUGGCUUGGACUUCAUCCCUGGGCUCCACCCUGUCCUGAGUUUGUCCAAGAUGGACCAGACACUGGUCAUCUACCAACAGAUCCUCACCAGCCUACCUUCCAGAAAAGUGAUCCAAAUAGCUAACGACCUGGAGAACCUCCGGGACCUGCUGCACCUGCUGGCCUCCUCCAAGAGCUGCCCCUUGCCCCAAGCCAGGGGUCUGGAGACCCUGGAGAGCCUGGAUGGUGUCCUGGAAGCCUCGCUCUACUCCACAGAGGUGGUGGCCCUGAGCAGGCUGCAGGGGUUUCUGCAGGACAUGCUGCGGCAGCUGGACCUCAGCCCUGGGUGCUGAGUCUUGG